UAAUUCCGCAAGCUUUCCCAAUUUAUGUGACAUAGAAUAAUUUUCUUCUCUUGUCUGAACCAGUUUCUUCAUUUCUCUUGUUUGUUCUGAAAAAAAUGGCUUCAAUAACAGCAACUAACUUUGCAAAGUUGUCACCUGGUACUGGUCUUGUGCUCAAAGGGUCAAGUGGGGUUCAGUCAAGCCCUGUCGUUGGGUUGCCAAGAAUGGUUACAAGAGGAGGGGUUAGGUGCAGCAUGGUGGAGAAGACAUCAUCAGCAAGUGGCAAAGGCUCAAUCUCAAACACUAGCAUGGUUGCAUCAUUGAUGGCUGCAGCAUCGGUUGUGACUGCAACCGCAGGCCCAGCCAUGGCUUUGGUGGAUGAGAGACUGACAACAGAAGGAACAGGACUUCCCUUUGGAUUGAGCAACAACCUUCUAGGGUGGAUACUAUUUGGUAUGUUUGGUUUAACUUGGGUAUUCUAUUUUAUCUACACUUCCACUCUAGAAGAGGACGAGGAGUCCGGGUUGUCCCUCUAAGCGAGAUCCAAUCUAUGUAAAUGAAAAUUUGAAGUGGGAAAAAGGACAAUUUGCUGUUGAUGUAAUUGCUUUUGAACCAUUUUGAUCCAAUUAGUCAUGCUAAUAUAAACUGCACUUUUGGUUCUC
Molecule: messenger RNA, 641 nt
Organism: Quercus robur (English oak)
Lineage: Eukaryota; Viridiplantae; Streptophyta; Magnoliopsida; Fagales; Fagaceae
Product: photosystem II reaction center W protein, chloroplastic-like
Exons: 2
Coding region: 96-515 (139 amino acids)
Biological process (GO): photosynthesis
Cellular component (GO): chloroplast; photosystem II
Source: RefSeq, a predicted model, not a curated record